AUGUCGGGUUUUAUAGCGGAAUUACAGAAACAGAUCAAAUCAAAAGGCAAUACAGAAGCUUUCGAAGAAUUAAUUGCAGAUUCCAUUGAAGAAUGCUGCAAAGAAAUGUCUUUUUACAAAUUGCCAAUCGAAAAUUUAGCAAACAUCAUCGAAAAGUGCAAACCAAUGCCUACUGAGCUAGCAUACGAAAUUAUUGGUAAAAUUGCAUUACAACACGGAAAUAAAGCUUGUACAGUUUUGAGAGGAUUGAAAGUCGAUGAAUCUGCAAGUUUGAAUGAUAUUUGCAAUGUAAUAGGCGCAAUAACUGGCUCUCAGAUAUGCAAAUUACUUUCUGAUCAAUCAAAAGUCGGAACAUCUUCAAAUUUUGGCUGGCAACUAGAAAUACAAACUCGUGAUCAGGAAAUUCAAAGACUUAUAGCAAAGUUAUCAAAUGCUCCUAAAAAGGAAGAUAUGGAUAGAAAAGAUGCCGAAAUUCGCAAAUUACAAGAACAACUCAAAUCAAUUCCAAAGAAAGAGGAUUUACUUGAAAGAGAAAAAGAGUACUCAAAAGUUUGUGCACAAUUGGCAAAUUGUCCAAAGAAAGAAGAUUUAGAAAGAAGAGACGCUGAAAUAGCCAGUUUAAGAACAAAACUUGCUAAUGCUGAAUCACAGUUAUCCAAACUCAAAACUGUACAUAAAGAAAAAGAGUUAAAUGAUCAAUUAAAUCAAGAACUUGAUACAUUUACAAUCGAAGUGGAUGAUGACGCAACACAACUGAAGAGACCAAUGGCUAUGUUACAAUUUUCCGAUCCAGAUCAAUGCAUUGCUCAUUUCGAGAAAAGAUUUGACAAAUUAGAUGCUAAAAAGACAGGAUCUAUUGAUUCAAAGGUAUUCCACGUUUUAUAUUGCGAAAUAGAAGAUAAGAAUGUUUCAAUGGAAGAAUCUGAUGCCGUUUUCAAUGGAAUGACUCAAGGAUUAUCUUCUGCAAUUCCAAAAUCUAAAUUUAUUGGAUUUGUUAAGGCAAUCAUUAAUAAUGAUAACAAAGAAGUUUAUCAACACGUUUUUACAGCUUUCGAUGAAGAUCAUUGCAGAAGUCUUGAUAUGGGACAAUUUAUGAAAUGUUCUAGAAUAUUUGAAUGGGGAUUCUCAACGUCUACUGUACAAAACUUCGUUGGCCACUUUACAGGCAAAAAAGACGGAGUUAUUUCUCUUGAUCUUUUCAUGCAGAUGAUUUAUGGACAAGAUCCAGGACACUGGGAAGAACCAAAGCAAGGAAAGUCCAAAGCAUGCUUAUUAGUCUAA
Molecule: messenger RNA, 1281 nt
Organism: Trichomonas vaginalis G3
Lineage: Eukaryota; Parabasalia; Trichomonadida; Trichomonadidae
Product: calcium-binding protein family
Exons: 1
Coding region: 1-1281 (426 amino acids)
Source: RefSeq, a predicted model, not a curated record